This is a messenger RNA of Racocetra fulgida, 1035 nucleotides long. The record is from the annotation of a GenBank genome assembly. Lineage: Eukaryota; Fungi; Glomeromycota; Glomeromycetes; Diversisporales; Gigasporaceae.
AUGUCUAAAGCACAAUCAGAAUUCGGUUCAUAUAUUCAAAAAUAUAGUUCAUAUGCCAAAAGUGAUAACAAUAACUACGAAAGUGGAAAACAACGAUCACCUAGGAGUAGAUGCACAACUCCUGAACCAAUUUUUGAUAAUAAAAGACAAAUAGAACGUAAACAAUCUAAUCAUCAAUUAUGCUCCUCAAAGUAUUUACACCCUGAUCAACCAUCACCACAUUCAUCCAGAAAUAUACGUACGAGUCCCGAACCAAGUAGCAAAAAUGAGGUUCGUUGUUGUAAAUGUGGUCAGACUGGACAUUUUACAAGUGAAUGUCCGCAACACAAUGAUCAAUCACAACCUAAUAGUCAAUUUCCACAAUUUCAACAUCAAUCCCAACAACCACCCUUUGAUCAACGACAGGUGCUAAACUUUUCAAAAAGUAUGAACAAAAAUUAUCCAGAUAGUUAUCAUGAUCAUUCUUAUUCAUCCUGGAAUAAGAGUAAGACUUUGGAUUCGAACAUUAAUAAUGAUAUUUUAAAUAAUAAAUUCAUUAAUAGAUCACCUCAGGAAUAUCAACAAUCAUAUUCCGUAUGCUCACAGUAUGAUAAACUGGAGCAAAACUAUUCAAGAAGCACACCAAGAAAUCAUCAGAAUCAAUCUCAUUCACUUAAAAAUAAGCGUGCAAAAUCAGAACAAAAUAUUAAUCAAUCAUAUCAGAAAUCUCAACUUAAUCAUCAACUUCAGCAAUCCCAACAACCAUUUUUUAUUAAAUCAAAAAAUAAGCAUACAACACCUGAACCAAGUACUAAAAAUAAUAAUCAAAAUCAUAAACGUGAACAGAAUGAACACUUUAAAAAAGAUAAUCAACAAUUUAGGGAUCAAUCCCAUCAGAAACCUAAACAAUCUCAACAAUCUCAACAAAAUGGACCUAGUCCAACCGUUAUUGUUAAUUUUGUACCAUCUCAGAAAGCACCUAAGCAGGAGCCAGCUCUGUGUGUUCGUUUAGUAAAAAAGAAAAGUGAUUUAACCAAUGGAAGGGGAUUUUCAUGA